ACCUAGUGUGUGACUGUGAGCCUCAGAGAGGGAGCGAGUGAGUGUGAGGUAUUGAGGUGAGGCGGAAGCUAGAAAAGGGGCUCUUUCAGGAGCGAGGGACAAAGGGGGCGUGAGGCACCUAGGCCGCGGGACCCCAGCGACAGGAAGCCGCCCCGAGCCGGGCUACCGGGUAGGGGAAGGGCUCGCGCAGCCCUCACAGGGCCCGAGAGCCGGAGUCGGCCCCACAGCCCCGGGCCGUCGGUUUCCUACUUCCUCGACCUCCCCGGCGCCUGGGCCUGAGGAUUGGCUCGGCGUGGGGAGGAGGGGAAACAGACUCGAGCGGCUCCCCGUUGUCUCGCAACUCCACUGCUGAGGAACUCUCAUUUCUUCCCUGGCUCCUUCACCCCCCACCUCAUGUAGGAGGGUGCUGAGGAGUCGGGAGGGAGGAGGAGCCUGGGCUACCGUCCCUUCCCUCCCCACCCCCUUGUAGGGGCGCUUUGGUAGGCGUGGGGCUGGGGCUGGGGGGGAGGGUGGGGGUUACUUUUUGGAGUGCUGGGGAACUUUUUCCCCUUUUUGAGGCCAGGGGAAAGGGAAUGCCCAAUCCAGAGAGACAUGGGGGCAAGAAGGACGGGAGUGGAGGAGCUUCUGGAACUUUGCAGCCGUCAUCGGGAGGUGGCAGCUCCAACAGCAGAGAGCGUCACCGCUUGGUGUCGAAGCACAAGCGGCAUAGGUCCAAGCACUCCAAAGACAUGGGGUUGGUGACCCCCGAAGCAGCACCUUUGGGUACAAUUAUCAAACCUUUGGUGGAGUAUGAUGACAUUAGCUCUGAUUCCGAUACCUUCUCUGACGACAUGGCCUUCAAACUGGACCGGAGGGAGACUGAUGAACGUCGCGCGACUGACCGGAGUGACCGCCUGCACAAACACCGUCACCACCAGCACAGACGUUCCCGGGACUUACUAAAAACUAAACAGUCAGAGAAAGAAAAGAACCUGGAAGCCUCUAGCAAGUCGGGAUCGAUGAAGGACCGGAUAUCAGGAAGUUCAAAGCGUUCAAAUGAGGAGAAUGAUGACCAUGGGAAGUCGCAGGUCUCCAAAAGCAGCAGCAACAAGGAAUCCAGGUCAUCCAAACUCCAUAAGGAGAAGACCCGGAAAGAACGUGAGUUGAAGUCCGGGCACAAAGACCGGAGUAAAAGUCAUCGGAAGCGGGAAACACCCAAAAGUUACAAAACCGUGGACAGCCCCAAACGGAGGUCCAGGAGUCCCCACCGGAAGUGGUCGGACAGCCCCAAGCCAGAUGAUAGCCCCUCCGGAGCUUCUUACGGCCAAGAUUAUGACCUUAGUCCCCCGAGGUCUCACUCCUCUAGCAACUAUGACUCCUACAAGAAGAGUCCGGGAAGUACCUCAAGAAGGCAGUCGGUCAGCCCACCUUACAAGGAGCCUUCGGCCUACCAGUCCAGCACACGGUCGCCCAGUCCCUACAGUAGACGACAGAGGUCGGUGAGUCCCUAUAGCCGGCGACGUUCUUCCAGCUAUGAAAGGAGUGGCUCUUACAGUGGGAGAUCGCCCAGUCCCUACGGCCGCAGGCGGUCCAGCAGCCCUUUCCUGAGCAAGCGCUCUCUGAGCCGGAGUCCGCUCCCCAGUAGAAAAUCCAUGAAGUCUAGAAGUAGAAGUCCCGCAUAUUCAAGACACUCAUCUUCUCAUAGUAAAAAGAAGAGAUCCGGGUCACGCAGUCGACAUUCCAGUAUCUCACCUGUCAGGCUUCCACUGAACUCCAGCUUGGGAGCUGAACUCAGUAGGAAAAAGAAGGAAAGAGCAGCUGCUGCUGCAGCAAAAAUGGAUGGAAAGGAAUCCAAGGGUUCACCUAUAUUUUUGCCUAGAAAAGAGAACAGUUCAGUAGAGGCUAAGGAUUCAGGCUUGGAGUCUAAAAAGUUACCCAGAGGUGUAAAAUUGGAAAAAUCUGCCCCAGAUACUGAACUGGUGAAUGUAACACAUCUAAAUACAGAGGUCAAAAAUUCUUUAGAUACAGGGAAAAUAAAGUUGGAUGAGAACUCUGAAAAACAUCCUGUUCUUAAAGAUUCGAAAGGACAGGGAACAAGAGACUCUAAACCUGUAGCACUGACAGAGGAGAUUGCUACUCCAAAAGAGACAGAGACAUCUGAAAAGGAGACCCUUCCACCUCUUCCCACAGUUACUUCUCCACCUCCUUUGCCAACUACUACCCCUCCACCUCAGACACCCCCCUUGCCACCUUUGCCUCCACUACCAGCUCUUCCACAGCAACCACCUCUGCCUCCUCCCCAACCAGCAUUUAGUCAGGUUCCUUCUUCUAGUACUUCAACUUUGCUCCCUUCUAUUCACCCAAGGACAUCAACUCUGUCCUCUCAGGCAAAUUCUCAGCCCCCUGUACAGGUUUCUGUGAAGACUCAAGUAUCUGUAACAGCUGCUAUUCCACACCUAAAAACUUCAACGUUGCCUCCUCUGCCCCUCCCACCCUUAUUACUGGGAGAUGAUGACAUGGAUAGUCCGAAAGAAACUCUACCUUCAAAACCUGUAAAGAAAGAGAAGGAACAAAGGCCACGUCACCUACUCACAGACCUCCCUCUCCCUCCAGAGCUCCCUGGUGGGGAUCCAUCUCCCCCAGACUCUCCAGAACCAAAGGCAAUCACACCACCUCAUCAACCAUACAAAAAGAGACCAAAAAUUUGUUGUCCUCGUUAUGGAGAAAGAAGACAAACAGAAAGUGACUGGGGGAAACGCUGUGUGGACAAGUUUGACAUUAUCGGGAUUAUUGGAGAGGGAACCUAUGGCCAAGUAUAUAAAGCCAAGGACAAAGACACAGGAGAGCUAGUGGCCCUGAAGAAGGUGAGACUGGACAAUGAGAAAGAGGGCUUCCCAAUCACAGCCAUUCGUGAGAUCAAAAUCCUUCGUCAGCUAAUCCACCGAAGUGUCGUUAACAUGAAGGAAAUUGUCACAGAUAAACAAGACGCGCUGGAUUUCAAGAAAGACAAAGGAGCCUUUUACCUUGUAUUUGAGUAUAUGGACCAUGACUUAAUGGGACUGUUGGAAUCUGGUUUGGUGCACUUUUCUGAGGAUCAUAUCAAGUCAUUCAUGAAACAGCUAAUGGAAGGCCUGGAUUACUGUCACAAAAAGAAUUUCCUGCAUCGGGAUAUUAAGUGUUCUAACAUUUUGCUGAACAACAGUGGGCAGAUCAAACUAGCAGAUUUUGGACUUGCCCGGCUCUAUAAUUCUGAAGAGAGCCGCCCUUAUACAAACAAAGUCAUUACUCUGUGGUACCGACCUCCAGAACUUCUGCUGGGAGAGGAGCGUUAUACGCCAGCGAUAGAUGUUUGGAGCUGUGGAUGCAUCCUUGGGGAACUGUUCACAAAGAAGCCAAUUUUUCAAGCCAAUCUGGAACUGGCUCAGCUAGAACUGAUCAGUCGACUCUGUGGUAGCCCUUGUCCAGCUGUGUGGCCUGAUGUUAUCAAGCUGCCCUACUUCAAUACAAUGAAACCGAAGAAGCAAUAUAGAAGGCGCCUACGAGAAGAAUUCUCUUUCAUUCCCUCAGCAGCACUUGAUUUACUGGACCACAUGCUGACGUUAGAUCCUAGCAAACGUUGUACAGCUGAACAGACCCUACAGAGUGACUUCCUUAAAGAUGUCGAGCUCAGCAAAAUGGAUCCUCCAGACCUUCCCCACUGGCAGGAUUGCCAUGAAUUAUGGAGUAAGAAACGGCGACGGCAGCGACAAAGCGGUGUUUUGGUAGAAGAGCCACCUCCACCCAAAGCCUCUCGGAAAGAAACUAUCUCAGGGACAAGUGCUGAGCCUGUGAAGAACAGCAGCCCAGCACCACCUCAGCCUGCUCCUGGCAAGGUGGAGCCUGGGGCUGGGGACACAAUAGGCCUCGGUGACAUCACACAGCAGUUGAAUCAAAGUGAAUUGGCAGUGUUAUUGAACCUGCUCCAGAGCCAAACCGACCUGAGUAUUCCUCAAAUGGCGCAGCUGCUUAACAUCCACUCCAAUCCAGAGAUACAGCAGCAGCUGGAGGCCCUGAACCAAUCCAUCAGUGCCCUAACAGAAGCCACUUCCCACCAGCAGGACUCAGAGCCCACGGCCCCAGAGGAAUCUUUGAAGGAGGCACCCCCUGCCCCAGUGGUCCAACCUUCAGCAGAACAGACAACCCCUGAAGCUUCAAGCACACCAGCUGACAUGCAGAAUAUGUUGGCAGUUCUCUUGAGUCAACUAGUGAAAACCCAGGAGCCAGCAGGCAACCUGGAGGAAAACAACAGUGACAAGAACAGUGGGCCACAGGGGCCCCGAAGAACCCCCACAAUGCCACAGGAGGAGGCAGCAGCAUGUCCUCCUCACAUUCUUCCACCAGAGAAGAGGCCCCCUGAGCCCCCCGGACCUCCACCGCCGCCACCUCCACCCCCUCUGGUUGAAGGCGAUCUUUCCAGCGCCCCCCAGGAGUUGAACCCAGCCGUGACAGCCGCCUUGCUGCAACUUUUAUCCCAGCCUGAAGCAGAGCCUCCUGGCCACCUGCCACAUGAGCACCAGGCCUUGAGACCAAUGGAUUACUCCACCCGACCCCAUCCCAACAGGACUUACGGAAACAAUGAUGGGCCUGAAACAGGGUUCAGUGCCACUGACACUGAUGAACGCCACUCUGGUCCAGCCUUGACAGAAUCCCUGGCCCAGGCCCUGGUCAAGAACAGGACCUUCUCGGGCUCUGUGAGCCACCUUGGGGAGUCUAGCAGUUACCAGGGCACAGGGUCAGUGCAGUUCCCAGGGGACCAGGACCUCCGUUUUGCCCGGGUCCCCUUAGCAUUACACUCAGUGGUCGGGCAACCAUUCCUGAAGGCUGGGGGAAGCAGCAACUCUGUGGUACAUGCAGAGACCAAAUUGCAAAACUACGGGGAGCCGGGGCCAGGAACCACCGGGGCCAGCAGCUCAGGAGCAGGCCUUAACUGGGGGGCCCCAGCUCAGUCUUCUGCUUAUGGAAAACUCUACCGGGGGCCUACAAGAGUCCCUCCAAGAGGGGGAAGAGGGAGAGGAGUUCCUUACUAACCCAGAGACCUCAGAGUCCUGAAAGAUUCCUUCCCUAUCCAUCCUUCCACCCAGUCCUCUGAACCUUUAAUGAAAUCAUUUGCCAGCGCGAGGUAAUCAUCUGCAUUUGGCUACUGCAAAGCUGUCUGUUGUAUUUCUUGCUCACUUGCCACUAGCAAGCGACGUAUAAAAUAGUGAUGUUGGCACCAGUUCCCCCUGGAUGGGCUAUAGCCAGAACAUUUACUUCAGCUCUACCUAGUAAAUAUAAGUAGAGAGUACGGAGAGGGUCAUUCAAUUGAAAAGUAAAUGUUUAAUUAGUUCAUUCCCUGUACUUCUGGAACAGAAGAAAAAGGAAACAGUUUCAAUUUUGAGGUGGUUCAGGAGAGGCUCUCUUUAGGUUUUGAAAGUUUUGUGGGUUUUUUUGUUUUUGUUUUUUUAAGAGAACAGUGUUCACAAAAUUUGAGCUGCUCUUAGGCUUUUGCUAUAAGGGAAACAGAUGACUGGCUGAUUUAAAUAAAUGUUUCCUUCCUCUCCACCAUCUCACAUUUUUGCUUUCAAGUGAACUCUUUUUUUACCCCAUUGAGCAUCUUGAACAUACCUUUUUUCCAAAUAAAUUGCUUGUCCUUAAAGUUUGCUCCACUUUGAGAAAAGACAUGCCCCGUCUCUCCCUGCACAUGAAGCAGGUUGUAGAAAGUGGCAUUCUUGGGCAAGUAGGUAGACUUUACCCCGUCUCUUACCUUUUUUACCCCAUCUUUUUUUUUUUUUUUUUUUUUUUUUUUUUUUUUGCGGUACGCGGGCCUCUCACUGUUGUGGCCUCUCCCGUUGCGGAGCACAGGCCAGGCUCAGCGGCCAUGGCUCACAGGCCUAGCCGCUCCGCGGCAUGUGGGAUCUUCCCAGACGGGGGCACGAACCCGUGCCCCCUGCGUCGGCAGGCGGACUCCCAACCACUGCGCCACCAGGGAAGCCAUUUACCCCAUCUUUAUAGUUUUUCUUUCAUUCGCUCUCUCUGUCUUCUCUCUUUUUUGAGGCAUUUGUUUGGAAAAAAUUAAUUGUUGAGAUGCCCAAAAACCUGGGAUAAUUCUUUACUUUUUUUGAAAUAAAGGAAAGGAAAUUCUAACUCCUAUAUUGUUCUCUGUAAAUCUUCAAUUCUAAAAUGUUUUUUGGUUUUUUUAAAACCACGUUCUGAUGGUGAAGUUGAUUUGUAGUUGCAACCAGCCUAGGACAUUGCUGCUGAGCUAGGGUAGGAGAUGAUGCCUCCAUACAUGGAGGGCUACUAAGAUCAGUUAGCAUACAUACUGUUUACGCAUAUAUUUUUAUGUCAAGAAGAACCUUUGAAACAGAGCAUUGUAAUAUUGUCAAAGAGAAAAAAAUACAUCCUGAAAAUACAUGGAAAUGUAACUUAGUUUAGGGUGGAUAUUUUUCUGAAGAUGUAUCACUACCUGAGACCUUUUUUAAAAAAAUAAUUUUAAAAGAGCAGACCAUAAGAAAGAACAGUAUUGACAUAUACACAUCUCAGCAUGUAUAUCCUGCCAAUUCUUUUAGGGAUUUUCCUCCAGAGAGGUUUGAUUUUGGUUUUGGUAAAAGGGGUUAAAUUAUGACUUCAUGGCAAGAAUUUUGCCUUAUUAUAAACAGAAAAUGGAAGAGGGAAAGGCUUUCAGGGUGGGAUAACCUGGGAGGUUUCUCAUUCUGGCUUCCACUUUUGUGUGAGUACCAGCAUAUAAUGUGUUUUUAAAACAUAUACAUUUAAAUAAAUUAUCUGCACAGACCUAGGCCUUUGUGAAACGUAGGUUAGUCCCGUUUUACAAAGAAAAGGCAAAUAUGUUUCAGCAUCUUGGAGAACAGUUUACAGACCUCAAGUAAAGUUUCAUGUUUCAAUGCCAAGUUCUUAUAUUAAAAAAUAAACACUACUUGUAAGAGAGAGGUGCGUUAAUUAAAAAAUAAAACAAAAACAACAACAACAAAAAUCUUUAAAGAAAUGAAAGAAGAACCCUCUUCUGAUACUUACAUGAAGACUAAUUUCCCCUGUUACUGAAAUAGGCAGAUAUCCGGUGUGUGCAUUUCUUUAUUAUUCUCUGGGUUUUGGUCUGGCCUUGCCCUCAGGGCCAAACAUUGAUUAAAAAGAGAACCUUCUAGCCAUUUUGGCAUUGAUGGCUUUUUAUACCAGUGUGUCCAAUUAGAUUUGCUAGGCUCACUGACAUGCUAUUGGUAAAUUGCAUUAAAGUUCAUCUGAACCUUUUGUCUGUUGACUUCUUAGUCCUCAGACAUGGGCCUUUGUAUUUUAGAAUAUUUGAAUUAGAGUCAUUGAGCCCUGCUCUCCCAUUUUUGAUUAAAGAACGUAAGCCUGGGAUACUUUCAAAAGUAUCCAGUGAGAAAAAUUGGUUUCCCAUCAAAUAUGAAUAAAAUUCUCUAUAUAUUUUAAUUGUAUUUUGGUUAUCAGCAGUCAUCAAUAGUGUUUUUCCCUCUCCACCCCUUAUUUUUAAUUAUGCCAAAUACUCUAAAUAAUAUACUUAAAUCUCCAUUCCCCUAUCCCUACUACUAGGGAAGGGGGUGAGUAUGUGUGUGUGUGUGUUUGUGUAUGUAUGAUCCCAUCUCAACCCCCACCCCCAUUUUGGGAAUCUAACCUUUAAAAAGAAAAAAAUAUAUUUUGGACUAUUUCUAAAGGCGGAGGGACAAAGAACCUGUAAUCUGUCUGGAGGAAGGAAAGGUAUUUGCUAAUUUUUCAGCUAUGUUACCUAUAAACGUGAUGGAAGUACAGGUUUGGCAGAAUUUCUGCUUGGCUAUUAGAAAAUUACAAACCCAAUUAAUUAUAUUCAAAAGUGGUUUUGGUUUUAGUUACUGAACCAUGGGAGAUAUUGUCCAUUAAAUACAUUAUUUUGAACAGAUGAGAAGUCUGAUUCUGUUCACGAAUGAGUGGCAAAACUGGUUUGACCAUGAUCAUUUUUGUGUUUUGAAAACAAAUUUGCCUGACCCAGUUUCUUUAGUUUUUUCCUUCAACUGUCCAUGGGAACGAUAAGGAUUUGAAAAUACCAGAUCUAUAUGUUUAAAAGCAGGGCAGUUAGCACGAAUUUGUAAGUAGGAUUUCUGUUAGCUUAUGCCAUAGACAUCACCCAGCCACCUGUGUGUGUGUGUGUGUGUGUGUGUGCGUGUGUGUGUAUGUAAUAUGCAUAUAUAGUUACAGUACUAAAAUGGUUACCAGCAGGUUUUGAGAGAGAAUGCUGCAUCAGAAAAGUGUCAGUUGCCACCUCAUUCUCCCUGAUUUAGGUUCCUGACACUGUAUUCCUUUCUCUCUCUUGCUUUUGCCCUCCAUCGGGUUUACCUUGUCUAUGUAUAGAUAUUUUGUAAUAUAUUAAAUUUUUUCUUUCAGUUUAUAAAAAUGGAAAG
Messenger RNA from Mesoplodon densirostris (Blainville's beaked whale), 8405 nucleotides. It is a transcript of the gene CDK12, whose product is annotated as cyclin dependent kinase 12. Bases 573 to 5045 code for a protein of 1490 amino acids. Gene Ontology annotation, biological process: positive regulation of transcription elongation by RNA polymerase II; protein phosphorylation; transcription elongation by RNA polymerase II. Lineage: Eukaryota; Metazoa; Chordata; Mammalia; Artiodactyla; Ziphiidae. Gene Ontology annotation, cellular component: cyclin/CDK positive transcription elongation factor complex; nucleus. The record is from RefSeq and is a predicted model, not a curated record. The transcript is spliced from 14 exons. Gene Ontology annotation, molecular function: cyclin-dependent protein serine/threonine kinase activity; cyclin binding; ATP binding.